CGGAGUCUGGAAACGCAAAGCCGGCGGCGAAGUCGUCGUCAACGCCGCAAGUCACAACACUGGAUUAGGGUUCAAUUUCAGUCCGAGUAGAGGGCUUAAAACCCUAAAAAUGGACGGUGCAUUCGCCAGCGCCUCCGCCAUAAGCGACCAGCGCCAGAAAAUUGAACAGUACAAGCACAUUCUCUCCACCGUGCUCGCCUCAAACGACAUCGUCCAGGCCAAGCGAUUCAUCGAUCACAUUAUAUCUGACGAUGUGCCGUUGGUGGUAUCACGUCAACUUGUACAGACGUUUGCUCAAGAACUGGGGAAGCUUGAGCCGGAGUUCCAGAAAGAAAUUGCACAUUAUACGCUGAACCAGAUUCAGCCUAGGGUUGUCUCGUUUGAAGAGCAGGUGUUGAUUAUAAGAGAGAAACUUGCAGAAUUGUAUGAGUCUGAACAACAGUGGUCUAAAGCUGCCCAGAUGCUCAGUGGAAUUGAUCUUGACUCUGCAAUGAGAGUUGUUGAUGAGACUUUCAGGCUUUCAAAAUGUGUCCAAAUAGCACGGUUGUAUCUUGAGGAUGAUGAUGCCGUCAAUGCUGAAGCUUUUAUGAACAAAGCAUCUUUUUUGGUUAGCAACAGUAAAAAUGAAGUGUUGAAUUUGCAGUAUAAGGUCUGCUAUGCUAGGAUAUUAGAUUUGAAGAGGAAAUUCUUGGAAGCUGCCUUGCGUUAUUAUGACAUUUCACAGAUUGAGAAGCGACAAAUUGGAGAUGAGGAAAUCGAUGAAGCAGCUCUUGAGCAGGCUCUAACUGCUGCUGUCACGUGCACAAUUUUGGCUGCUGCUGGACCUCAACGUUCUCGCGUACUUGCUACUUUAUACAAAGAUGAGCGCUGCUCAAAAUUGAAGAUUUUUCCAAUCUUGCAAAAGGUCUAUCUAGAGAGGAUUCUUAGAAAACCUGAAAUUGAUGCUUUUGCUGAAGAAUUAAAACCACAUCAGCAAGCACUACUUCCAGAUAACUUUACUGUUCUGGAUCGUGCUAUGAUUGAACAUAACCUUUUGAGUGCUAGCAAACUCUAUACAAACAUUAGCUUUGAUGAGUUGGGCACACUGUUGGGAAUUCCUCCCCAAAAGGCUGAGAAAAUAGCAUCAAGAAUGAUCUGCGAAGAUAGAAUGAGGGGAUCUAUUGAUCAGGUUGAAGCUGUUAUACAUUUUGAAGAUGACACGGAAGAAUUGCAACAAUGGGAUCAACAGAUCGUCGGCUUGUGUCAAUCUCUUAACGAUGUUCUAGACAGCAUGGCAAAGAAGGGCCUCCCUAUUCCCAUCUAAUUGUUUUGUGGCUCCCCCUCUUAACAUUUCAUGUUUCUUCAAGUUGUGUUGUCUAUAUUCUGUCUGCAGUCCAAACAAGCUUUUACAUAUUUUUGUUCUGCAAUCUCGAUACAGCUUCUUGUAAUGUCCAAGUGAUUAGAAAACAGGUUUGGUUUUUGGUGCUCCUUUUUAAUUUUUUUGAAAGGAUUAUUGUUACAAGUAGCUUGUUAUCCUAAAAAUUGUGCACAUCAUUUUCUGAACAUAGUCGAAUCUUUUAACGGCAUGUUUGUCAAUUGG
Molecule: messenger RNA, 1579 nt
Organism: Cuscuta campestris
Lineage: Eukaryota; Viridiplantae; Streptophyta; Magnoliopsida; Solanales; Convolvulaceae
Source: the annotation of a GenBank genome assembly